Molecule: messenger RNA, 3026 nt
Organism: Ostrea edulis (European flat oyster)
Lineage: Eukaryota; Metazoa; Mollusca; Bivalvia; Ostreida; Ostreidae
Exons: 1
Coding region: 313-2070 (585 amino acids)
Biological process (GO): DNA recombination; DNA integration
Cellular component (GO): membrane
Molecular function (GO): DNA binding
Source: RefSeq, a predicted model, not a curated record
ACAUAUUUUUUUUAUGAUAUAUUGAAAUUUGAUUUAUUAAAUUAUUAUUUAUACACAACGUUGGUUUCCUUUUCCUGUACUUAGCUAACUAUGUUUAAUUAGGAUAUUUGAUGUUGCUUUGUUUUUAUUUAUCAUAUCGAUUCUAAAAUUAGAUUUGGUAUUGGUCAGUGUAAUUAGAUGACCAAUCAGAUUAGAGUAGCCGGGAGCAUUGAUGCCUAGAGGGGGAUGCUGAUUAAGUUCAUUGUAUAGCCUUGUAGGAGACUGAAAGUAACACGUCUUCGGAAUUCAUUGGAUUUUAUUAACCAGACGACGAUGGAUGAGGGGCUUUUGGGAGAAGAAGCGAAUUUAAAGUCAUGCAUGGAAGACUGGAAUGAGCUUAAUAAAGAAUUUACACAACUAGAGGCCACACAUGAUCAUUACAAGAAAACUUUGGAAAAUUUGUGGGAUGCACAGAAAAAAUGUCUGUCUGGUAUUGCUCAUCAGCGAUAUCGCACAAAACAAAUCAGCGACAAAAUGAACAGAUUGAAAGAUACUUCCAAACCGGAGACCCAUGAAGCUCUCAAACAAGUCCGACUAGAAAUGCUGCACAGGAAAUCUCAGUUCAGAGAAAUGGAGGAGUUCUUGCCACAUAAAAAUGGGAUAUACUUGAGUAUUAUCCUGGGCUCUGUUAGUGUGUCUCUACUCAACAAAGAAGACAAAUAUGCCUACAAACAUAAUUAUGAGACGUUUAAAGCCACAGUGAGCUACUUUAGCAUGGCCCUGUCCUUAAUCCUCCUGUUUGUGUCGGAGUACAGAUGGUUGGAUGCAGUGUUGCACUUCCUUCUGGUGUGGUAUUACUGCACGCUGACCAUCAGAGAAAACAUACUAAUGGUCAACGGCUCCAGAAUCAAAGGUUGGUGGGUGACGCAUCACUUUAUAUCCACAGUUUGUGCAGCACUGACCCUUAUAUGGCCGGACAGCUAUACCUACAAGUCUUUCCGAGGCCAGUAUUCCCUGUUUAGCUGCUAUCUAAAUGCAGAGAUUCCGAACCUUAGCUCCCCAAGCCAACCCCUUUCCAGUGCCUUGCGUGCAUCAUUCGGUGAUGAUGACAGACUAGAUCAGGAGUUGCAGGGACUUUGGGAAGCUUCACUGAACCAGUCAACUCGCAAGACAUAUUCUUCAGCCUUGCAGUGUUUUCAGAACUUUAUGAUUAUGAAUGGUGCUAAGUUCUCCAAGCAUGGGUUACCUCUCAUACAAGAAUCAGACCUUGUUUAUUUUGUGACACAUUGUAAAUCGGUGCUGAAAUUGAAACAUGACACCAUUAAAUUAUAUCUUGCUGGCAUUAGGUUUCACUAUAUUAAGUCUGGAUUGGGCGAUGUCUUGAAAGGAUGCGAUCAGUUGCAUUAUGUGUUAAGAGGUGUUAAAAGAUUACAGUCAAAUGUCCAUCACAAGCGUUUUCCUAUUACUACAAGAAUUUUAGCACAAAUAUGGAAUGUUUUAGACCAGGGAGUUUUUUCUCCUUUUGUAGAUCUCAUGUUAAAAUGUAUGUAUUCAUGUGCAUUUUUUGGUUUUUUGAGAUGUGGUGAAAUCACAUGCAAAUCUCAGAAUGUAGAACAAUUUUUACAAAUCUCAGAUGUACAUAUUAAACCAGGAGGAAGUGCUUUUGUUUUGAAAUUAAGAACCUCCAAAACAGAUCCAUUUUCAAAAGGUGUUGAAAUUGUUAUUUUUGAAAAUGACCACUUUAAACCGGUGUACACCAUGAUAUCAUAUUUAGAUGCUCGCAAAUCUCUGUUUAGUUCAAACACUGGCAAAUCGCCAUUAUUUGUAGACAAUGAAUUUAACCUUAAACCCAUGCCAAGAGACACUUUUGUUCUGCAACUGAAAGAGAUACUCCUUCGGAUUGGAUAUGAUGAUAACAAAUUUUCAGGUCAUUCUUUUAGGAUAGGUGCAGCUACAGCAGCGGCUGCAGCUGGUGUUGAAGAUCAUGUUAUUAAAGAAUUAGGUCGUUGGUCUUCAGACUGCUACAACAGAUAUAUUAGAACAGAUGUAGAGGCUGUUCAAAAAGCACAAGUACAAAUGUCAUAUUUGUAAUAUGUUGUUUCUUUUUUUUUUUUUUUUUUUCUACUGUGUACAUGAGCCUAUUAUUUUACAUGUUAAAAAUUUUUUUUUUUUUCUUUUUUCAUGACUACCGGUUCUUGGGGGCUUCACUCAUUCCUUUCGUUCAUUUGGCGUUCAUUCCUGGGGGAAUUUUGCCCCCAAGGGAUUAUUUACUUAUUACAUACAUUAUUUGUUUAUAUGUACAUGUAUUGUAUUAGAACCUGUAUAUGAAUUAUGUUGGCAGGCGGUAUAUUGUAGAUAUUAGGUUGACACGUUAUUCGGGCAGGAAUCUCGGCCACGUCUAUGUUUCUCUGUAUAUACAUGGUUAAGCUCACAGAUCAGCUCGAGCUUCAUUGGAUUUGUAUUCGGGUUUGUUGGUUACCCGCUGGGAUCAGCCCCGGGUAAGCUCCCUGGGAUCAGCCCGGAGCUUCAUUUCCAUUCAGUUUUGCAUGCAUGGGGAUUUGCUCAUUCAGCUCCCUGGGAUCAGCCCGGAGCUUCAGUCUGUUUUCUCGCCCGCUGGGAUCACCCCGGGCAGCUCCUUGGGAUCAGCCCGGAGCUUGUUUUUUGUGUUCAUUAACCCGCUAGAUUCAGUCGCGGGUAGCUCCUUGGGAUCAGCCCGGAGCUUCAUCACUCCUUUUGGACCCGUUGGGAUCAACCCGGGGUAGCUCACUGGGAUCAGCCAGUUGCUUAGUUGUGGUUUUAGUCCAGAUGGUCGUACGUGACCUGCUGGGAUCAGCCCAAGGCUAGUUCACUAGAGUUAGUGUAGAGUAGAGUAGAGUACAUAUAGUUAUGUAGUAUUGGAGUUAUAAGAAUGAGAAGCCCCCAGAACGCCAAACUGUAUUUUAUUUUUUGUUGUUUUGUACAUAUUGUAUGUUCUUCUGAUGUAGGCAUGUAUGUUAGUAAUCAAUAUGAGUUUUCAGUUGGAUAUGUAAAUAAAUGUUAAACUCUGA